Messenger RNA from Chinchilla lanigera (long-tailed chinchilla), 1348 nucleotides. Its product is annotated as serine/threonine-protein phosphatase 2A regulatory subunit B'' subunit gamma-like. The transcript is spliced from 2 exons. Gene Ontology annotation, cellular component: spindle; centrosome. Lineage: Eukaryota; Metazoa; Chordata; Mammalia; Rodentia; Chinchillidae. Gene Ontology annotation, biological process: T cell homeostasis; regulation of dephosphorylation; cortical cytoskeleton organization. The record is from RefSeq and is a predicted model, not a curated record. Bases 158 to 1348 code for a protein of 396 amino acids.
CGGGUGCGGACGUGGAGACGUCACGCCCCGCCCGUGUAGGAUUGCGCAGCCGCUCGGGUUUACUGGUCUAAAAGGUCUUUAGAAGUGGGACGGUGGUUUAUGAAUUUUCGUCACCUUCGUUCGCAGUCCAGCUACCAGACAAUGAACUAUUCUUGCAAUGAUGCCGUUCAUAUCUAUAAUAAGGCUUCCAGCAGACGAUGAAGUCUUGUUACAGAAAUUAAGAGAGGAAUCCAGAGCUGUCUUUCUACAAAGGAAAAGCAGAGAACUCUUAGAUAAUGAAGAGUUACAGAACUUAUGGUUUUUGCUGGACAAAUGCCAGACACCACCUAUGACUGGAGAAGAAUCAAGGAUCAAUUAUGAAAAAAUUCUGAGGGUUGGUCAAAAAGCCGGACCAAAAUGCAAACAAUUUUUCCCUACAAAAGUCUUUGCUAAACUCCUUCAUACAGAUUCACAUGGAAGAAUUUCCAUCAUGCAGUUCUUUAACUCUGUCAUGCGAAAAGUUUGGCUUCAUCAAACAAGAAUAGGACUCAUUUUAUAUGAUGUUGCUGGACAAGGAUACCUUCGGGAAUCUGAUUUAGAAAACUACAUACUGGAACUUAUUCCUACUUUGCCACAAUUAGAUGGGCUGGAAAAAUCAUUUUACUCCUUUUAUGUUUGUACAGAAGUUAGGAAGUUCUUCUUCUUUUUGGACCCUCUAAGACCAGGGAAGAUAGAAAUUCAAGAUAUUUUAGCAUAUAGUUUGCUGGAUGAUUUACUGGAGCUAAGGGAUGAGGAACUGUCCAAGGAGAGUCAAGAGACAAACUGGUUUUCUGCUCCUUCUGCCCUAAGAGUUUAUGGCCAGUAUUUGAAUCUCGAUAAAGAUCACAAUGGCAUGCUCAGUAGAGAAGAGCUCUUCCGCUAUGGGACAACUAUGACCAAUGUCUUCUUAGAUCGUGUUUUCCAGGAGUGUCUCACUUACGAUGGAGAAAUGGACUAUAAGACCUACUUGAACUUUGUUCUUGCAUUAGAAAAUAGGAAGGAGCCUGCAGCUUUACAGUACAUCUUCAAACUGCUUGAUAUUGAGAACAAGGAAUAUCUGAAUGUCUUUUCCCUUCAUUAUUUCUUCAGGGCAAUACAGGAACUAAUGAAAAUCCAUGGACAAGAUCCUGUUUCAUUUCGAGAUGUUAAGGAUGAAAUUUUUGACAUUGUAAAACCCUUGAAAAUUUCUCUCCAGGAUUUAAUCAACAGUAACCAAGCAGACACAGUUACUACCAUUCUAAUUGAUCUGAAUGGUUUCUGGACUUACGAGAAGAGAGAAGCCCUUAUAGCAAAUGACCAUGAGAACUCUGCUGACUUUGAUGACACAUGA